Trifolium pratense (red clover) is the source of this 2962-nucleotide messenger RNA. RefSeq lists its product as uncharacterized. Gene Ontology annotation, biological process: asymmetric cell division. The transcript is spliced from 4 exons. NCBI's taxonomy places the organism in Eukaryota, Viridiplantae, Streptophyta, Magnoliopsida, Fabales, Fabaceae. The record is from RefSeq and is a predicted model, not a curated record. The coding region runs from base 760 to 2838 and encodes 692 amino acids.
AAAAAGUGGAUGAGAUUCUAGUGAUCCACUGAAACCCUAUAAAACAGGACAGAGAAAGAAAAAAAAAACAUUUUUUAAAUUUCUUCGCACAAAAAAAUUUAAUUAUUUAUUAUUUCUUCGAUAUUUUUGUCAGCAACAAAAAAACAAACGUUAAUUAUUUUUCAUCCGUGAAAAAUACGUUGUUGCCGAUGUUGGAGAUAACGGUGUAACACAAAGUCUCAAUCUUUUUUUAUUUCUAAACAACCUGCGAGAUUCGACAAUACUUCUUGUGUCCUAGAUUUCCUCUCACGGAUACUGAGGAUUUUCCAAAAGUAUUGUUGAUUCUCCUUGCUACUACUUGAGAGUAGAUUCUGAUUGCUAGAGUGGCGAAUUAAGAGGGUCUGAUUUAAUUGACAAUAUAUAUGUUUGGUUAAUCAGUGACUCCGUGACUGUGGUUUUGUUAUUGUAAGAACACUUGAAGGGUAUUUUACUGAUUCAUGGAAAGUUCGUCACUUGGUUGUUUGGUUCGGUGCUAACAAUUGAAAGAAUGAGGAUAAUUUGUAGUGUGGAGUUUGGUUAGUACAGUGUUGUCAAAUAGCGGCUAUAGUUACAAAUUGCGAUUGUUCACUGGUAUGUGGUUUAGUAUAAAGUGUUGUCAAAUACUGGCUAUAGAGCGCUAUACUAUAGUGUUGUAGCGUAGUGGAAUUUGAAUAGACCGCUAUUUUCAGAGAUCUGUGAUUGACAACGCUGGGUUAGUGCAUGUGAGAGUUAGGGUAAAAAAUGGAAUUGUGGGCUGUUGCAAUUACUACUGGAGCUGGUUGUUUACUUAAAUAUUGGAAAAAGAGUUCGGAAACUGGUGAUAGCUCAUGUCAUUCGUCAUCCGAGGAUUCAAAUUUUGAGAAAGCCGAGUCCUUUAGCUGCCCCUUAACCUCCCUCAAACAACCACGGAGACAUGAAAUGGGAAAAGAUGUUUGUUUAGAUAGAAAGGGUUUAGAUUGGAAUUCUUCAGAUGUGAGCUCGUUGGAUGGUUCUUUGACAGAAGACGUGGCUUCCGAUAGAGGGUUUAAUUGUGAAAAACUAAGACAGUUCCGGAGUUAUAAUGAGAGUGAUUUACUAUCUAUAUCAAACUUAGCAGUGCCGUUAUCGCCAUAUGAUGACUACUUUAAGGAUGGUGAAGAUGGAAAUGAGCGAAAUAGUGAUAUUUUUGGUAAUCAUGGUUUCUUUCUUCCUGAUUAUUCUUCCAAAGUGGUUCCUAUCCACAAUUCUUUUGGACAUAAAACCUUUCUAUCGACGAAGCGUUUUCCCGAGCAUGUUAAGAGACCAUUAAACUCCUUAGAAAGUUGUUUCAUGGCUCAGCUAUAUAAAGAGCAUGCCAAAAUGGAGGAAUAUGUCUUUAGUCCUCUUUCAUCGCAAUCUAUGGCUACAAGGUCAUUUCAUGUAAGCAAUGGAAGCCGAAUACUCAAUAGAGAAAGUGAAACUUUGAUCAGUGCAUUGACUGGAAGUAAAGAGCAUAAGCUGCAUAAAGCUGGUCGAGAAAAAGACAAAAAUGUAGUUAGAGGGGUUCCUUCCUUGCCGAAAACUGGAUCUUUAAAUGAUACCAAGAAGAUGAAACCUGAUGCAGUUAAUGGGCGAAGUAGAAGGUCAAGCUUUUCUGAUGAUGUAUUCAGUGGAAAACUCACCGGCUAUGAUCCGACGUUUAUCUUCAGCCUUGGGAUCUCUCUUGGGAUAAUAACUUGCACUAUGGCAAAUAAAAACGAAAUAAACAAGCUUAGAGAACUGUUGAAGCAGAAUGAGAACUUGGUUCAAGAUCUACACGAUGAACUUGAUAUGAAAGAUUCAAUGACCGUGAAGGAGUUACAAAACGAAAACUAUGGUUCGCAAGAUACAUGUGAUCAUUCCUUCAGCGGUAAGGAGCUACAUGAAUUUUCCCCUGAGAAGCAUAUUGAUAGCUCUCCAAGAAUAGAUUGCGAAGAAUCAUAUGAUAAGAAAGAAGAACAGAGUUCAGAAUCUAUGAGCAAAAUUGAAGCUGAGCUUGAAGCUGAACUCGAGAGGUUGGGGUUGGACAUGAAUGUGUCAAGCCUGGACAGAAAAUUAUCCGAACUUGUUGAGAUUGACCCAGAGUUUGUAGCAGAUUUUGCUCAAGGUGAGUUGCGAGCUGACACUGUCAGUGGAACAGAUGCCAAUGUAACAACACCUCUUCCUGCAAACUAUGCAGUUUCGCCACAGGAACUGAGUUUACGUUUACAUGAAGUCAUAAAAAACCAACUCGAGGAACGAGUGAAGGAACUUGAGAUUGCUCUUGAAAAUAGCCAGAGGAAAGUAAGGUUUUUGGAGUCUGAGCAUGAUGCUAGAUUUGAAAAGGCAACUUCUCCUAAUAAAGGAAACAUAUCAAUGACUCAUGAUGAAGAAUGUGACACUAUGUCUCAGCCCUUAAUUCUCAAUUUAUCCGGCGAAGCUCUUGAUGCUUACAAUGAAGCAUAUGAAGAAUUAAUAAAGAUAAAUGAUUCUGAAGACAAUUCACCUCCAACCAAUAUUCAUGAUAGCGACGACAACAAAGAAGGUUCGCUUUCACAUGAUUGGAAUGCAACGGUUUUUGAGCACGGUUCGGCGACGUACUCAGUGGUUGAUGAAGGAAGUCCUUCAAGGGAACCCUAUUUUAGCAAGGAGACAAUGUUGGAAUUGGAAGAGGAAAGUUCUAGUGAUUUGAAUGUUAGUGGAGAUGAAAGUGUUGAUUGUGAUAAUGAUGAGGUGGAGAGGCAAUUGAUUAGGCAAAUUGUUGAAAGAACCAAGAAAGGUUCUCCUCUUUUUCAAAAUGCAAAAAAGAUAUUGUAUUCUAUGGGUGAAGAUGAACAACAUUGAUAUCAUCUGGUUUUUAGGAAUGUAUGAAUAGAAAAAAAUAGUAAUAGUUAUUAAAUACAGUAAAGUUUCCUUUGUAGUGGCAAUGUGGCCUUGUUUCAAAAUUUACACCAUGCUUGCAAGGUUA